Molecule: messenger RNA, 5960 nt
Organism: Coregonus sp. 'balchen'
Lineage: Eukaryota; Metazoa; Chordata; Actinopteri; Salmoniformes; Salmonidae
Source: the annotation of a GenBank genome assembly
CCUCGGGCACGACAUGAAUAAAAACCCCCGCGGAAAUGUGUGUUUGUCUUCCGCGCAUAUUCUAUUGGGACAGUAGGUGAUAUUCGGGUGCGCAUUGCACACAGAGCGAAUUUGACUGCGCUCUGCCCGCUAUCCAUCAUAAACCCUUAUUUUUUAGGAUAGUUGUGAAUUGACUGCAAGAAACUCCCUGAAGCCAGAGGACCAAGGUAUUUUAAAGUUGCCUACACCGACUGUGGACUUUGACAUUGGCAGACGAUGACAACUUCCACCCGUGGAAUGACAGGUAGGGAAUACUGCGCGCUCUGUGCAGUGCGUGGAGUUAUAGUUGGAAUUCAAAGAGAUUGCUAUAUUGCUUAUUGCAGAAUACCGUGCCUACGCUUGUAUUGCUAUUUUAUCAUGUUAAUUGAAUGUUACACCAGAAUCUGAGUGGCAUAGUUAGAAACAAGUAAUUACGUUGUUUUCUCUGUGUGAUACAUUCGUGCGCAAUUUUUGUUUUUUGUCGUCAUAUUUGGAACCUCAGUGAGACAUGUUUGCAUGUCUGAAGUGUACAUUACAGUACAUAGGCAUACAUAUUAUGCACUGUUGCAUGCAAGAUCUGUCUCACCCUUUUAAGUGAUUGAAAGUAUUACAGAGGACCAUGAAUGGUGGACAAUGCUUGAGCACAAACUAGGCGACUUUUUUCACCUGUGAUUCAGACCAGCCUGUGAACAGAACAACAUUCUCUUUGCCCCUCUAAGAUUUACAGAUAGAAAUUCAUUGUUGCACAGCAAGCCCACCAUUUAUCUUUACUGCAAUAUUUGCUUUCCUUCAUAGGAAUACUUUUUUGUGCCCAGGCUUUGUUUAUAGGUGCUUGAAUGUUAGUCAAUGGCUCAUUUUGUUAAAGGGGCAAUCUGGGAUUGGUACAUACAUUUUAGGACUUUUGCCUUAAUGGCAUGUAGCCAUUGCCUCAUGAAGAAUAUAACUUAUAAAUGCCUCAUGAGCUUAGGUCAACUGUCUUACCCCAUCAGAACCCAAAAUAUAAGCUUGUUUGUAAAUAAUGUUAUUUUAAACAAACCGUGUAUAGUUUCAAAACUAUCAUUUUGAACUCAUGGUCAGUCCUUGCAUCCAUGGCUCUGUUUAUGUUUACAUUUCUCCAGCCCCAACCCAUAGCUGUUUACCCAGAUUGCCCCUUUAAACAUUUCUGCUUGGCUUCCUCCAGGCUCCCUGUGAUCUGAUAGCUAUAUAAACAUUUGUUUGGAAUAGCAACCUUAUUUACUGGGCUUUUUGGGUGUUUAUUUCAGAUUUUAGUCUAAUCAAGCACAUAUAGAGUGUCAACUCUAGAUGAGUGGGACUUCGGCCUCGUGCCUUCUCACACCGCUGGAGGUGUGUGGUUAUUCCCUGUUGUGUGUUAAUGCUUACAUACAUAGAUCCAGAUUGUUUGAAUGAGUGGGCCUUUGACUUUGUCUUCUCUUCUCAGAUCCUCUGGAUUCCACUGAUCCCCAGGUUCUGGACUAUAUCCUGGUUCCUCACCGGAACUUCAACCUUAUCAAUGGGGUCCACUCUCCCGACGAGGUCGACCAGAUCCAGAACUGGGAGAUCCGAGACUCAGACAUAUUCGCAGUCACUUAUCCCAAGUCAGGUGAGCACUGGAGACAGCAUGGAUAUACUUACCUAGAAUACCCACUUGUUCACCGCUUUUAAAACAUGCCUGCAUGCCCUACUUACCUCUUUUCAUCUCUUCCUAUAAGGUCCUCUUACACAGUUUAUCAGCUCAACUGAGUAGAUCUCGUUUAGGGAGUUUACUUUGCUUAUCUGUUAGUGGGCUCUGUUCUCAACCUGUAUCAGUCCAGCAGCCCAGAUAAGUGAAAGAAAUGUCCUAGUUGUUUUAAGCCAACAAAACUGGUAUCUUCGGUAAUCUCCCUGCGCAUCCUUACAUUAGGUGGAAUGCUGCAUACCCUGUUAUUCUCCCAUUGGCUGAAAACAAUGGUUUAAACCAGGCUAGAUUAAAGUGUAACAGACACCAUGUCCCAUAAGCACCGUAUCAGGGCAGGAGUAGCACAGUGAGGGUAGGCAGGACAAUGUCCACAUACCUUUGUAUAUAUAGUAUAUUUGUAUGUGGACACCCCUUCAAAUUAGUGGAUUCGGCUAUUUCAGCCACACCCGUUGCUGACAGGUGUAUAAAAUCGAGCACACAGCCAUGCAACCUUCAUAGACAAACAUUGGCAGUAGAAUGGCCUUACUGAAGAGCUCAGUGACUUUCAACGUGGCACCGUCAUAGGAUGCCACCUUUCCAACAAGUAAGUUAGUACAAUUUCUGCCCUGGUAGAGCUGCCCCGGUCAAUUGUAACAGCUGUUAUUGUGAAGUGGAAAUGUCUAGGAGCAACAACAGCUCAGCCGCGAAGUAGUAGGCCACACAAGCUCACAGAACGGGACCGCCGAGUGGUGAAGCGCGAAGCGCAUAAAAAUCUUCUGUCCUCGGUUGCAACACUCACUACCGAGUCCCAAACUGCCUCUGGAGCAAUGUCAGCACAUUAACUGUUUGUCGGGAGCUUCAUGAAAUGGGUUUCCAUGGCCGAGCAGUUGCACACAAGCCUAAGAUCACCAUGCGCAAUGCCAAGUGUCGGCUGGAGUGGUGUAAAGCUCGCCGCCAUUGAACUCUCGAUUAGUGGAAACACGUUCUCUGGAGUUAUGAAUCACGCUUCACCAUCUGGCAGUCCGACGGACGAAUCUGGGUUUGGCGGAUGCCAGGAGAAUGCUACCUGCCCCAAUGCAUAGUGCCAACUGUAAAAGUUUGGUGGAGGAGGAAUAAUGUUCUGGGGCUGUUUUUCAUGGUUCGGGCCAGGCUCCUUAGUUCCAGUGAAGGAAAAUCUUAAUGCUACAGCAUACAAUGACAUUUUAGACGAUUCUGUGCUUCCAACUUUGUGGCAACAGUUUGGGGAAGGCCCUUUCCUGUUUCAGCAUGACAAUGCCCACGUGCACAAAGUGAGGUCCAUACAGAAAUGGUUUGGCGAGAUCGGUGUUGAAGAACUUGACUGGCCUGCACAGAGCCCUGACCUCAUCCCCAUCGAACACCUUUGGGAUGAAUUGGAACGCCGACUGCAAGCCAGGCAUAAUCGCCCAACAUCAGUGCCUGACCUCACUAAGGCUCUUGUGACUGAAUGGAUGCAAGUCCCUGCAGCAUUGUUCCAACAUCUAGUGGAAAGCCUUCCCAGAAGAGUGGAGGCUGUUAUAGCAGCAAAGGGCGGACCAACUCCAUAUUAAUGCCCAUGAUUUUGGAAUGAGAUGUCCACAUAUUUUUGGUCAUGUAGUGUAGAAUCCCUGAGAAACAAAAGUUCACUACAUUUUCCCCCAUCAAAACCCCUGAAUUGUCAGUUAAACAAUGUGUUGGUGUUAUCAAAUCAAAGGUAGUGCAGUGAGGUGAAAGGGCCAAGCUAUACGGUAUUGUACAUUGUAUGGUAGGACCGACAUGCCACAUUGUCCCUGCAUGGACAGUAAAGUUUAAAUUGAAUUGAAAUGACCUCUGGGUGACCUGUAGUGUCUGCUCUGCUAUGAUUGACAGGGACGAUCUGGAUGCAGCAGAUUCUGACUCUGAUAGAAGCCAAAGGUGACGUCACUCCAACCACAGAGCAUCUCAACGCGCAGCGCGUCCCAUGGAUCGAGCUGAUUGGCGGUGAGAAGGAGUUUAAUGCCACUCCAUCCCCCAGGCUACGGGUCACCCACCUGCAGUACAAGUUCAUGCCGCUCGCCGUCAGACAAAAGAAGGGAAAGGUCAGUGGAAUGCAUUAAUCAUUUUGGUAACACUUUGGUAUUAUUCUGUGGGUAUUAGCACUUAGCAUAAUUAGUACUUUGGUAUUGGUGUUAGCCUGCAGGCAUAAUGCUUUAUUACUUAUUUAUGAGCCUCUAUAAUGCCUUAUAAUAAGGCUUUUAAUAUGUUAUAUCUCUCUAUGUACCAAAAUACUCUAAAUGGUCGUAUACAUGCUUAUUUUAAGUCUUACAAUGCAUUAUAACUGCAUUAGAAUGCAUAAUACCUGCAGGCUUUAAGUGUUACCCAAAGUCUAUUAUCACCAUUCAUCAUUACUUUCAUUAAAGUAUUACUACUGAUAUUGAUUGACUAUCAAAAAUAAUCAAUCUAUUGAUAUGCAGUAUGACCUUGCUUCCCUAAGGUGAUCUAUGUGGCCAGAAACCCUAAGGAUGUUCUCGUGUCCUAUUACCACUUCCACAAAUAUGCAGCCAUGCUGGAGACGCCGAAGGACUUCAAUGAUUUCUUUGAGAAAUUCAUGGAAGGGAAAGGUAAGUACAAUGUGUGCCGUUGGCCCUGUUUAGGACUAUGCAUUUCAUACAUGAUGUGCAAGGCUGAAUAUUUUUUCUAUGGGGAGUUAGCACUAGCCAACAAUGCUUUACGCUUACAGUAUACACCAGGUCUAUGAUAAGUUAAGUCAGUUAAUUGUGAUUAUUUUGAAAUGAAUGAUGUCGAAAGCCUUCUAAACACUUUGGUCUGUAGUAUCCUUAGGCUCAACUGUGCUAUCAUGGUGGUAGGCUGUGUGUGAGUAUCCAUUUGAGUCUUUGCUGUGUGUGUUGCAGUUUAUGGGAACUGUUGGUUUGAGCACAUCAAGACGUGGUACGCUAAAAGACACAACAUGAACUUCCUGUACAUCACAUAUGAAGACAUGAUCAAGGUACCAACAGUGGCAAAACCUACCUGUCCAUCUACUUGUCCAUCCUGUGCUGUACUCUUGAGUUGGCUUGUGAGUUUGCAUGAGUCUCGAAGCAUGAACGGUGUGUGUGUUGCAGGACCUGCGCUCCAUCGUGGAGAGGAUGUGCAGGUUUCUAGGGAAGGAUUUGACAGAGGAGCAGAUGGCCAGUGUGGUGGAACACAGCACCUUUAGAACCAUGAAACAGAACCUGCAGGCUAACUACAAGACGGUGCCAGACUCCCUGCUUGACCACAACAAGGGCACGUUUAUGAGGAAAGGUAUGCACGUCACACCUUGUAAGUCAACAUAAUAUAACCUGAUAACAGAAUGGUCGCCUGUCUCCUUAUCAAUACACUCUGGUAUGAGGAUUUUUGUGUGUGUGAUUCAGCGAGACCAUGGCACAAGCUGCGUCUUAUUUCAGCCACAAUCAAGCCAAGGGCAAUCACAAAGGGCUUAUAGCACUGUACUUGUAACACCAGGCCCAUAUACAGCCCCUGACUGUCCCAGGAACAUUUACACGGAACCAAUGUUCAGAUGGAUAUACAGCCAUCUGGAUUAUAAUUUGUGCAAACCUAAAGGACAAUUAAAUUGAUUGUUUUAUCUUAAAGGGCAAUUCCGCCACUUUUCAACCUCAUAUUCAUUAUCUCUAGCACCAUACCAGUGUCUACAUAUGUGAAAACAGCGCAUUUCUAUGAUGUGGUUAAAAAGAUAAGGUCCUAAAAAAAAGAAUGUGACAUCACAGGGUAGGAUUAAAAGUAAGAAAAACUGUGAUUUAAAACAAGUUUCUAGCCAGAGGGAGGGUGUUUUCUUACUCCCCACGUCACACAAAUCUCAGUGUUUGAUUAUGUUAUCGGGUAGAACCUUAACUUUAGAGGUUUUUAGACUAAACAUAGAAAUGUGCCUUUUUCACAUACUGUAUGUACACUGGUAUUGUGCUGGAGAUGAUGAAAAUGACGUUGGAAAGUGGUGCAAUUUCUCUUUAAUACUCUUUUAAAUUCUUGACUGAUUUCCAUCUACACUCUGACAGGGACCAUUGGGGACUGGAAGAACCAUUUCACUGUUGCACAGAGCGAGAGAUUUGACAGUGUCUUCCAGGAGAAGAUGAGGGACCUACCUCUCUCCUUUGCGUGGGACAUCAAUGACGUCAAUAGCGCCACGUGAUGACAUCAUAUUCACGUCUUGCAGGGAUUUUUGAAAUCCUUCGACGGGCCCCCUAAGCAUUUUAUCGGGUGACCUAAGUCCAAACAAUGUAAAAAUAACUUUUUUUCGGGAUGGAAAAACGCUUUC